AUGGGUUCUGGACAACAUGAAGUCCAGCUGUAUGGUAUAGCUGUCCUGGUCAUUAUUGGAGUGCUAUGGAACACAUUCAACUUGAUAACAACCAUGUUCCAGCAGUGGAAGGCUGGUGGUGUCCAGACUGUGGGACUGAUCAUCUCCACUAUCUCCCUGGGUAAUGUUUUCCUGCACCUCUCCACCUUUGGCAUCGUAGUCACUAUGUGGCAUGGGGUGUUGUGUUGGGAUGAUCUACCCAUGUUCUUCUGUGUCAUGUUGUAUGUGUGGCUGAGCAGUAGCUAUUUGAGCUUCUGGUCCAUCGCCUGGCUGAGUGUCCUCUAUUGUGUGAAGGUAGUCAACUUCACCUCUGAGCUGUUCGCUAAGAUCAAGACAAACAUCUCACCCAUCAUCAAUGUGGCUCUUGCAGUGACCUUCCUGAACUCCUGUGUGAUGUUUUCCCCCUUCUUCUCCCUUAAUUACCGUAACGAGUCAUACGUAACACCUGUGACAAAGAACACCACCUGUGUGAUUAAGACACCUCUAUUCCCCACUUGGAUCAACAUGAACCUUUAUGUGCUAGUCUUCAUCUGCUACCUGGCUCCGUUACCUGUGAUGGUGAUGGUUCCCUCCUCCAUCAGACUGGUGGUCCAUCUCUGCAAACACACGCUGGAGAUGAGAAAGAACAAGACCGAUGUUCAGAGUGCUGACUCCUACCUGCUGGUGUGCAAGCUUACUGUGGCCCUGGUGGGUGUCUACAUAACCACUCUGACCAUAAUCUCCCUGUUCUACCUCUCUAAACUAUAUGGCUCUGACAUUAGCAUUAACUCACUCCUGCUGGGUUACUCCUUCUAUUGCAUAGCAUCAGGUGUUCUCUUGACUAUCUCCAAUAAGAACCUGAGGGAGAAACUCUGGGCUCUUUUCUGCGGUACCAAGGCAUCAAAUGCAUCAAGCAAAAGCCUGAGUGGAGAAACUGGGGCAGCUUGA
This is a messenger RNA of Oncorhynchus mykiss (rainbow trout), 966 nucleotides long. Its product is annotated as taste receptor type 2 member 4-like. Lineage: Eukaryota; Metazoa; Chordata; Actinopteri; Salmoniformes; Salmonidae. Gene Ontology annotation, biological process: sensory perception of taste; G protein-coupled receptor signaling pathway. The record is from RefSeq and is a predicted model, not a curated record. Gene Ontology annotation, molecular function: G protein-coupled receptor activity; bitter taste receptor activity. Gene Ontology annotation, cellular component: membrane.